AUGAAGACAUUCUCUGUAGUAAGUAUUAACCAUUGCAACAAACUCAAAGGACUUGAGGGUAGAUGUCCUCACAUUCGAAAAGUACCAAACCUGAAAGUAAAAUACAGAGAUUCGAGGAGAUAUGUAUUCUUCAGCUGCAAGCGAAAAUUUGCAUUGGUCGGUCAGCGUUUUGCUGAAUGCAACCGGGAUACUUGGUCCAAAGACCCUCCUAUGUGUGUCGCAAGUGGUUGCCGUCCAAUGCAAUUCAAUCAUAGUAUUCUUGAUGUUACAUACACUCAUCGUGGGGCGUUAGCCACCUUUCAGUGCAAACCCGGCUAUGCAAUGGAAAAAAAGGAGAACAGAGUAUUCUGUAACAGAUUUAAUUGGAAUAAACUGCCUCCAACAUGUUUAAAAACUGCAUUAGAAAAUCAUUGCAAUUUUGAAGAGGGAAGGUGUGGUUGGCUGCAAGACCACACAGAGGAGUUUGACUGGACAAGACAUUCACUGGAUACUGGCACCAAGUACACAGGACCUUCAAGUGACCACACAUAUGGAGAUUUAGGAAAAGGUUACUACAUGUACAUGGAAGCCUCUAAUCGGAAAUUCGACAGCAAAGCGAGACUAUUGUCUCCUUUAUUUGUAGGAACCAACUCUACAAUGUGUUUUGAAUUUUGGUACCACAUGUGGUGCCAAGGAACAAACGAACCUGGUUUUCUACAGAUGUAUUUGCGUCCAGUAAGUAAAUACUUGAAUGAAUCCAAUAUUCUGUUUAAUGAGACUGGUGAUCAUGGAAAUAAGUGGCACCAGGUAAAGAUUCAACUGGAAAACAUAACAGAAUCGUUUCAGAUUGUGAUACAAGGGGUACGCAAAAAGAAUUACCAAAACGACAUUGCAAUUGAUGACAUUCGACUGUGGCGUGUUGGUUGCAAUGAUACUUCAAAGGAAUGGAUUCCAAGUUCAACUAAAACUCAAAAAAUUUCAACAUCUACAAGUGCCUCAUAUUCCGCAACUACUUCCGUUAUCCGUCCAUCUUCAUCCUUUUCUCCAGACAAGCUUACUACGUCAGAUGUAGAAAAUAAUUCUGGUAGAUCAGAAUUUAUCUCAAAAUUAAAAGAACCUGUUUCAAAGGCAACAGAUGGAGUAACAGCAUCUAGUGAGGCGAAAAUGUCCAUUGAAAUAAAAACGAUAGCAAGUGUAACAAGCAAUGGACACGGUUCUAGUAACACAAUUGGCGAAAUUAAUUCAGCACCUUCUCAAAAGGAUUCUUUUAAAGAGAAAGCUAAAGAAAAUUACACACCUCUAGCAAUUGGCAUUACAGUGGCUUUGUUGUUGGGAGUUUGUGUGAUAUUCUUCAUCGUUUGGUUAUGGGCGUGGAACCAGGACAAAAAGCGAGCCGAGGCCGAAAAUGAAGAAGAGACACAUCCAAUUACAAAUGCAGCUUCCAACACCAGUCUUCAAAAUGCUCUGUGACGUUUUUGUUUACUCUGUUUUUCUGUGUGAAGAAGAUAUUGUAAAAACACUUCUGUUGAUGCAGCAAAGCAUAAAUUCAGUUGGUGCAACGGUUGCAUGUAAUCUUUCCUGCAUGUUAUCUCUCUCUCUCUCUAUAUGUUGUCAUAAAGAUAUUGGGUCAUCCCAUAAAUAAUGUGAUUUUUUUUUCAAUUGCAUGAACUAAAAGUCAGAGGGGGGCGAGAUAAACUAUCUGCAUCAACAUGCUAUAAA
Molecule: messenger RNA, 1698 nt
Organism: Octopus sinensis (East Asian common octopus)
Lineage: Eukaryota; Metazoa; Mollusca; Cephalopoda; Octopoda; Octopodidae
Product: MAM and LDL-receptor class A domain-containing protein 2
Exons: 8
Coding region: 1-1449 (482 amino acids)
Cellular component (GO): membrane
Source: RefSeq, a predicted model, not a curated record